AUGGCACAGAAGAAAUCUCCACACCUCCUCCACAUGCUCCUCCACUGUCUCCCCCUCCUCGCCCUCACAACCGCAUCUCCAUCUCCAUCUCCCAACACCGCCACCAACACCGCCACCAACACCGCGACAUGCACAAACAUCCUCUCCAACCCGUCCUUCGAAUCCGGAACCCUAACCCCCUGGCUCUCGCUCGCCAGCGGCUCCUUCUCCACCCGCGGCAUCUCGACCGCAUCUCCAGGUGGGCACACGGGAUCCGCACGCUACACGGCGCACUGCAACGGGAGCGCCGACAUCCAAUCCGCACUAGCGGUGUCGCAGUCGUAUCUUGAGAUUGCGGCGGGCGCGACGGCCGGGUGCUCGGCGUGGAUUAAGAGUCGGCGGGCGAGCGGGGAGACGCGGGUAGAGCUUUUUUUGGAUGCUGAGAGUUGUGCGGGCCCGGUUUGGGUGGGCGAGACGGAUGGAUGGGUGAGGGUGGGAGGGGGUGAGGGCGCGAAGAAGGUGAGGGUUGGGGAGGGUGCUGGGGAGGGAGUUGGGCAUACGGUUGUGGUUAGUGUGGUUGGGAAAGGGGUGACGGAUGGGGGGUGGAGUGUGGAGAUUGAUGAUGUUGGGGUUGAGAUUGGGUGUUGAGAGAGUAGGAAGAGGCGGGAGGUGGAAGAGAUGAGAAGGGGGAUAGAGUAGAGUUGGGGAGUAAUUAAUAGAGACGGUAGGGCUAUGAAUUCUCACCAUCAAUCAAAUUC
Molecule: messenger RNA, 737 nt
Organism: Exserohilum turcica Et28A
Lineage: Eukaryota; Fungi; Ascomycota; Dothideomycetes; Pleosporales; Pleosporaceae
Exons: 1
Coding region: 1-627 (208 amino acids)
Source: RefSeq, a predicted model, not a curated record